CAGUUGUUUGAUAAAGUUGAUAAGCCAGCAGUAGGGAAAGUUCAAAGUCAAACUUUCUAAACACAAGACAGGUUCUUCUAUUCCUCUUACUUUAAGUUUAUAUUAUUUUAUUUAAAAUCAAUAAAAAUGGUGUCAGGAAUAGUGGCUGGAAGAUUGGCUCUAGUUACUGGUGCUGGAUCUGGCAUUGGUCGUGCAGCAUGCCAGGUACUGUCCAGAGAAGGUGCCAUAGUUGUGGCCGCUGACAAGAACUAUGAUGCAGCUAUGGAAACUAUUAAGACCCAUACAGCUUUAGCUUCUGGCAAAAAUGAUGCAGACCACAUGGCAGUGGAACUGGAUGUGUCCAAUUCAACAGCAGUGAGGAACUUACUAACGACAAUAAUGCAGCAGUACAAGGCACCUCCGACCAUAGUGGUGAACUCUGCUGGUAUCACCAGAGACAACUGGCUGCUCAAACUGUCCGAGGAGGAUUAUGAUAGUGUGCUAAAUACUAAUUUAAAGGGCACUUUUCUAGUUAUGCAAACAUUUUCAAAGGCGAUGUCGGAAGCGGGACUACCUGGCUCGAUUGUAAACCUUUCAAGUAUCGUAGGCAAAUAUGGAAAUAUGGGUCAAACCAAUUACGCGGCUAGUAAAGCCGGUGUAGUCGGCAUGACACAAUCAGCAGCUCAGGAACUAGGAAAAUUCAAUAUUAGAGUAAACGCGAUAUUACCAGGCUUCAUAGAAACUCCAAUGGUAAAGACUGUGCCUGAGAAGGUUGUUCAAGGAAUAAUGAAGAUGGUGCCUUUGGGACGACUCGGGUCUCCUACUGAACUAGCGGAAGUGAUCGCCUUCUUGAGUUCAGACAAGAGCUCAUUCAUGACGGGAGCAUCAAUCGACGUCACCGGUGGAUACUAGAUGGCCAACAAUAAGACUCCGUCAGCUCGGGUGCGGCCAGUGGACUUCCAUAGUUUUCAACAAAACACUAGAUACUUAAAAUAUUUUAGUUAAGAUAUUUGUGAGGGUUUAUUUUGGGUAAGAGUUCUUCGUUAGAAGUUGAAUUGGUGUGUAUCAUGUAUCUGCCAUAAUUUCAUGUACCUCAUUCUUAUUUUUAUGAUAAUAUAUAGCAACAGAACAAAAGGCAAUUCCAUUUAUUCAAUGAAUUCCACAACAAUAUGAUUCUACUUAAAUUGGCAUGAUAAAAAUGAAAUGAAAUGAAUAUGCAAGUGUACAAUUGAUUAACAUUCUUUACCACAAUUGCCUAUAUUUUUAUAUGUAUAUUUUUGAACCAAUUUAUAAAUAAUUGUUAUUGAUAGAAUUCAUUCAUAUAUUGUUAUAGAUGCUUAAUAAUGUAAUUCUAGUCUUUAGCUCAAAUAAUAUAGCCCAAAAUUAUAUAACAUUUGUACUUAUCAGAUAUAUUCUUGAAGUUUGAUAAUAUGCAUAGUAUAUUUUAUUGUAAUAGUGCCAAUACAACAAAUGUGUCUUCAACACCUGUGAUAUUUUCCAUGUACUUCGAAUUUUACAUUGUUAUACUGAAACCAUUUAGUUUAAAUAAAGGGUUGAAUGUUGUUA
This is a messenger RNA of Spodoptera frugiperda (fall armyworm), 1545 nucleotides long. RefSeq names its product estradiol 17-beta-dehydrogenase 8. The transcript is spliced from 7 exons. The coding region runs from base 127 to 891 and encodes 254 amino acids. The record is from RefSeq and is a predicted model, not a curated record. Gene Ontology annotation, molecular function: oxidoreductase activity, acting on the CH-OH group of donors, NAD or NADP as acceptor. Lineage: Eukaryota; Metazoa; Arthropoda; Insecta; Lepidoptera; Noctuidae.